CGUAACAGGUGUCUGUGCAUGUGUGUCAGUAUGUAAAGACAAAAAUUACUUAGUCUCACCGGUAAGCUUUGUUAGAACAGUUUUCUUUUUAAUUUAUUAUAUACACUAUAUGUUACAGUGUCCUGUUAAACAUUAUAUUAUUAAAACAUAUUAUAUGCGUUAGUAUUAAUGGAUAAAUAAGCCUUUACCAUUUCUUAGAUUGAUCAGGUUUGCUAUCUAUUUCGUUUUGCUUUCCGUAUUUUUGCUCUUAAAUUAUUGUUCUUCAAAAAUCUUAAUGUGAUUUAAUUUAUUACCAAUAUAUGUUGCAAGCAAAAUAAUAGCAUACAUCUGAGCCGGGUCAAGUUUAUUUCGUCCGGGUAAGCAGUCCAGGUAUUUUGAAAAUAUAUUCUGAGAAGGACUCGGGUAUUACAAUGAUUAGAAGUUAUCUAUAAAACAAGAAAUUGUUAGGGGCCAUCGAUAUAUUACAUAAGCAGGAAACUUACAUUUCAACCUCAAUCGCCAAUGUUGUACACGUAUAUUUUGACAAAGCCUUCUUUUGCUUAGUACAAAUUUGCUUUUAGCAUCGCCAACGAAAUAUAUAUAUAUAUAUAUUGAACUGCUAUUUUAAUUAAUAAAGAUCUGCUAUUUUCAUUUAUCUUUAAUAUAUAUAUUUAUAUAUAUAAAUUAUAAAUUAAAAUAUUAGAAAUUAAAAUAGCAUAUCUUUCAAGGCUCUAUGGAAACAAUGGAUCAAGCGGUAAUUAAGGUAGCCAGGCCAAUACACAUGAUAAGAGUAUCUCAAAACAUAUUUACAAUAUAACAACGAAUAUUUCUCAUUGAAAGCAUUUUUAUUACAGAUGUUGUUAAGGCCAUACUAUCAUGCACGCACACACAUCUGUAAUAAAAAUGCUUAGUUGAUUAAAAUAUUUUUUAUUAACAGUUUUUUGUUAGCAGGCCAUGUUAAAGGCAUACCAAUAUGCAGUGGCGCAGCUAGGGUUGGUGUCACCAUCACGUAUUUCUUCUUUUAAAUUAAGACCAGAGUAUAACAAUGACAAGAACACAAACAAAUGAAUUAAAGGUGAUGGUAUAAUGUAUUUAAAAGCGGUAUGAAAGUUAAGAUAUAGUUAUUUUUACAAUAUAUUUACUUCAUUUCAAAUGUUUCUUUCCUGGUUUUCAAAGCUGCAAACAUGUCAAUCACUUGAUCGAAAUCAAUAUCAUUCACUGCAUUUCAAUGUCAGCUGCUGAUUAGGUGUCUUCCAAGCCUUGGUGUUUCUUUUAAAAGUUCAUCUUCGGAUAGCUCAUCAUAGAAAUAGGUUAAUUUUGGAACCGACACCAAAAUCUCUUCUUUACUUGCUGAUAGUAGACUCUUCGGGUUAACAGCCCCAAACAUAUCUGCUACUCCCUUGAUCGCUGAACUGGUGUUCAAAAUGAAUACGAUCAAUUUGCUCCAGCAUCACUCGACAGUUUUCAUCUCACAGCGAGGGUCCAGCAGCUAUUAAUUUUUAACGCGCCAUUCUCUUCUUAAAACCCAGUCUUCACUCUACCUAAAUUCCAUUAUGGUCUGAUUUGAAACGUGCCUUUUCUACUGCAAUUUCCACCAAGUGAGAGUGUUUCUCGUGCAGAAACAAUCUUAAGACCUCUAAGUUGGUCACAACUUUUGUCAAGGGUAAAACAUUUAUUCUGCUGAUACUGCUGUGUAAGAUUAACUUCCUCAAGUAGUUCAGCCCUUAGUUAAAGAAUGCAGAUAAACCUGACAUCACAGACAGCAUGUAAAAUACCUUGUACUGUACCGUUUUUAUCCAAAUUGUCAAGAGGAUCACAGAGCUUCAAUCGCCGCCACACAUUCACGUAUCUUUAACUGUUUAACAGCAGCAUGUUCAGCACUCCAACGUGUUGCUGACAUUCUUUUCACCUACAUUUCAGAGUUUUAAAUUUAAACAUCUCACCGAUGAGUUGAUAGAAGAGAAAUAUUCUCUCAAGAGUACCGAAAUAUGUAAUACUUAAAGAAUUUUUGGCAAACGAGAGUUGAGCACACAUGUUAAAAGUACGGCCCACGCAUCCAUAAAAAAAUCGCCUUCUUAUAAUUUCUUUUCAGAAUGGUCUAAACACCUCCAUCGAUUCCAGACAUUCUGGCAGAAUUAUCGUAACCUAGAGCUCUGAACAUCAUUAUGUCUUGUCCAUCACAUUUUAUAUUUGUAAGAAUGUCAGCAGUGGGUCCAUUAACUUUUUCCCCCUUAAAGGGAAAAAAUCCAAAGAAACACCUUUCUCAUUCAACUUUCCCACUGUGGAUUUUUACAUAUCUGAUCAACUCAGAAAUAUGGUCAGUGUGUGAUAUAUCAGGUGUACUGUUAAACAUAAUCCCAAAAUACUUGGAAGCCUAUAUAUGCAUGAUAUGAAUCUCCUUCACAUUAUUUGUAUGGACAUUUAUAAAUUAAAUGUGGGUUUAUGGUGAAGGUAAAAAUGCAGCUGCUUUUACUCUAGAUGUAGUCUUUUUAAGUCUCAUUAAGUGCUCUUUUAACACUGUGUCUUAUUGAGAUAGCAUCUCAACCAUGGCAAUUUCCGGCUACCAUUUUUUCCAUUUUUCAAAGCAAUAUAAGUACUCUUCUGAUACCGCAAGAUUUUGUAAUUUUUUUGGUUCAGUUUCCACCGUUUAGCAAACUCAGUAAUACAUUUGGAUGUUGUUUCUUUAACAUAAAUAGCAAAUAUGCAGUAAAGCAGUAUGAUUUCUGACUGAUGAGUGAAUAACCCAUCCAAGCCAGCUGUAUUUUUUUUCCAUUUGUCAUCAUCCUGUUGAACUAUUGUUUUGUAAUCUGGCGCAAACUUCUUUGCGAUUUAGAAAGUUGCCUUGUCACUUGCUGAAUGGCCCAUACUGGUUCCGAAACGAGGUACACUCGUUUUUGCGAAUUUCAGACCGAAAAUGAUCUGUAACUGGUUCGUUCCAGUGAGAAGCAUCUGAUAAAAUACUCCAAUUUCUCUCAUUAACCAUAAACUUUACAGUAUCUUUGUUUGAAUCAACAAUAUCAGAAAACAUAUCCCUUUUCAAAUCAUCCACGUAUUUUCUGGCAUUUUGACGUCAAUAUCUUCCAUUUCCCGAACUAUUAGCUGUAUUGGAGGAAUCAGUUUCAUUGGUAGUCUGAGGAACGUCUUUAGAUGAACCCUGGUCAUCAUUAGAUUUCCUGACCUAUCGAAGCAUGAAUCAUGGUAGUGAUUUUAGUCAGUCAAAUCUUUUCUGUUUUCUUUUCGCUGCGGGCAGCCACUCGACCGUUCAGAUUUGGACACGCCGUGUGGCACGAUAGAAUUAUCUUGAACAGUUAAAAUGUUUUGUGUCGUUUUCAAGACAACAAACAAAAUAGUUACAUCCAACUGCUCAAACACAAGAGUCGGAGCACAAUCCAAAAUACAGAACACAAAAGUGGCAGAUCAAUCCCAAGAGUCAAAAUAUCACAAUCAUGCUCACCUUUUAAGGCGCGACUAGUGACUAAUCGGUGAAAAUAUUAAGUUUUGAGUAUUUUUAGGUUUCGAUGUAUUUGUUUUUUGUUUUUUUUUAAUUUAAAAGACACUAUUUUUUUAACAAGUUAAAAUUUAUUUAAAUUAAUUAUUAAAAGAUUUUACAUUUUUUUUAUCAAAAUAUUAUUUUGUUAACCCUAUAAAUGGGUAAAAAGUCAUUUUAAUUUUUUUUUAAAUUUGCAUCAAUUUGACUGAUGCACUUAGAAUAGCCCAAUCACAUUGAUUUGGCACCAGUGGAAAGCUUUAUUUCUCAGAAUUAAGUUAAGUAUAUCUUCCUGAAACUUACGAAAGUUACCGAAAAUUUCAAUCGGCGGUCUUUAAUCAAGAUGAAAACGGUGUUUUUCUGACCUAAUUAUAGGAUCACUUCAUUUCUGACGCAUCAACCUUUAACUUUUAAUAAAGUACGUAUUUUGAUUGGUUACAUCGUGAAAAAUUUACAUGUCAUCGUUUAUCCUUUUAUGAAAUUCGGUUAGAUCGAUCAGUGUGUUUGCGGUAAAUAUUUAAUUUUCCAAUUUGGUGUCACCACCCUUUGUGCUGACCACACCCCGGUACCCCUAGUUACGCCACUGCUAAUAUGCAUAUACCCAAGCCUGAUACAAAAGACUUUUAAUAUAUAUAUAUAUAAAUUAAUCAUCUGGUUGGUAGUACUAGAAUAGAACAUUUUAAUAUUUGACACUAAAAGAAAUUCUAAAGUUAUUUUCCUUGGACUUUUGGAUUUAUUACUGACUUAUUCGAUUUUAAUUAUUUUUGUAAUUCAUGAUUGCAAGUUGUUGUUUUUUUAAAUAUAGGUCUUUUAAAAAAAAGUGGAUAGUGUUUUACAUAUUUUCAUGGCUUAAGAGUGGCUAAAUUGUUCAUUCACAGGUGUCAAAAUGGAAUCGUCAAAAGACAUAGAUCUUUUGUUGAUCGGGAAGACAGGAAAUGGAAAAAGCGCGCUUGGAAACACGAUCCUAAGAAGAAAUUUGUUCAUCAGCAAAAAUUCUCAAACUUCUGUCACGAAAGACGUGAAAGGCGAAGUGAGUGAAGUUAAUAACCGCGUCAUCAAAGUUGUUGACGGGCCAGGUGUAGGGGACACAUGCCUGGACAGAGAGGGUGCUGUUAAUCUUGUAUUGAAUGCCAUGCAGCUCGCCAUUUUAGCCAACCCGCGAGGGUAUCACGCGUUUCUUCUGGUGACCAAAUUCGGAGGAAGGUUUACUGAAGAAGACAAGGAAACUAUACAAAUUUUAAAGCGAAUCUUUGGAGAACAUUUUGUAAAAAACUACUGUAUUUUAGUUCUAACUUGCGGAGACAAUUUUUACAGUGAUGAAAACAACACAUCAACAUUUGAGGAGUGGUGUAAUGAACAAAUUGGAGUUUUUAAAGAAUUGCUCGAAGAAUGUAAUCAUAGAGUUGUAUUAUUUGACAACAGGACGAAAGAAGAAGACAAGAAAGAGAAGCAGCUGUCAAAGUUGAUUGAAAUGGUGGACAACCUGCGAUGGAGGGAUCUUCGUUACACCGAUGAAAAUUUCCAGAAAGCCAGGGAAGCUCGCGAGAAGUUGAUGGUCGAAGCCAAGAAGCCGAUGGUGCGCGAGGAAACAAUGAAUGAAACUAGUUUAAUAAUACAGAAACUUCAAUGGAUACAAGAAAAUGUGGAUCACAAAGAAAGACUAUCGCAUUUAGAUGGUCUCCAGAAACGAGCUACGACAUUAUACGAUAAAAUCCAUGUAGAGGAUAAAGGAACCGGCGCACUCCAUGACAUAUUACACACAGUUAAUUCAAUUCAAGUCACUAUUACUAAUGAGAUUGAGAUUUCUCAAAGAGUAAUAGAAGAGAAGGAGAAAAUGAGAAAAGUGGAAGAAGAGAGAACGCAAACGUUUAUGGCAGAGCUAGCACGGCAAAGAAAGGAAUAUGAGCAACGACUUAAACAGGACAAGAUUGAGGGCGAGCGUAGGAGUAGGCUGCUAGAAGAAUACGAAAAGAAAUUGAGAGUCCUGACAGAGAAAAAUGAUAAAGAUAGAGAAGAUCGCGAGAAGGCAUUUCAAAAGCCUUUCGAGGAAGAGAGCAGGCUCCAACGAAAACAGUUAGAGGACAUUGAAACACAAUAUAAGGCAGCCAAGCAGGCCAAUGAUGAGGGCUUUUUUUCAUCAUUCGCUAAAAAGAUCACAUUGCCAUUUAGGAAACUUUUUGGUAUCGAAGAUUAG
Lymnaea stagnalis (great pond snail) is the source of this 5660-nucleotide messenger RNA. NCBI's taxonomy places the organism in Eukaryota, Metazoa, Mollusca, Gastropoda, Lymnaeidae. The record is from the annotation of a GenBank genome assembly.